Messenger RNA from Vitis riparia (riverbank grape), 896 nucleotides. RefSeq names its product 21 kDa protein-like. Bases 34 to 648 code for a protein of 204 amino acids. The transcript has a single exon. Gene Ontology annotation, molecular function: enzyme inhibitor activity. Lineage: Eukaryota; Viridiplantae; Streptophyta; Magnoliopsida; Vitales; Vitaceae. Gene Ontology annotation, biological process: negative regulation of catalytic activity. The record is from RefSeq and is a predicted model, not a curated record.
CUGCUGAUCAAUUUCCCUUCACAUUUGAGAGAGAUGGAAGGUUCUUAUUUUUUCAAUGCACUCGCGGCUUUGUUCAUUCUGCUUCAGCUCACAACUCACAUGAACACAUGCUCAGCUGCUAGACCAUCUCCCAACGAAGCUUACGCCGAGUUUAUUAAAACAUCUUGCCGCACAACAACAUAUCCUCAGUUGUGCACGAGCUCCCUCUUGAGCUAUGCGAGUAAAAUCCAAACCAGCCCCAAAAUAUUAGCCGACACAGCCCUGUCAAUUGCUCUUGCAACAGCCCAUUCUACGUCCACAGCAAUUACCAAGCUGUCAAAAACCCAGAGCUUAAAGCCUGGGGAGGCUGCUGCAAUCCGCGAUUGUGUGGAGGUCUUAGGCGACUCCGAGGACGAGCUCCAAAUGUCCAUACAGGAAAUGGAACACCCUGAAGGCAAAAGCUUUGGGCUUCAAAUGAGUGAUAUUCAAACAUGGCUGAGUGCGGCCUUGACGAACGACGACACGUGCAUGGAUAGCUUUGCUGGGAAUGCCAUGAAUGGGAAUGUGAAGACUACAGUCAGGGGCUACAUUCUUCAUGUUGCACAAAUGACUAGCGUUGCCUUGGCUCUCAUCAACAACUAUGCUUUAGGCCAGACCACUUCACCUUAGGUGAGAUCAUGGCAAUAAUAACUUUGGUUUUAUUUGUUCUUUGAUUUGUAUAAUAUAAUAAAUUUCCAAUUCACGCUUUCCAUCACCGGCCGCAAAUGUGUCAAUAUGGACCGGUGGAAAUUCGUAGUGAGGUUUGGAGCUUUGGAGACUAGAUAGAAAGUGUGCUACAUACCCAGCUUGCCUAUAUGUUUAUUAUAUUCAUAUAUUGUCAAAAUUAAUAUAAAUCGAACAUUUCUUAUGAAUCCCUU